GAACCCCAAAUCAGUUGUGAUUUAACCUCCGGAGAAAUGAGGUGCGUUUUGUUCUGUAUUAUUCUGACUCUCUACGUGGGAGUUAGAGGUGAUUCUUUUAAGCGGAAGGCAUUUGUGAGGCAGCCGAAAUGCUUGUACUUGGUGGAUCCGGGACCUUGCCACGGCAAAUUCCAAGUCUAUGGCUUCGAUCCCUUCGCCAACAUUUGCAGCUUAUUCACAUACGGCGGUUGCGGAGGAAAUCCGAAUCGAUUCGGUGAUUAUUCGCACUGCUCGAGGGAUUGUCUUGUGAGGGCGAAGGAAACUGAACCUGACGAUUCGUAUGGCGAGGAAGUCGAGGAAGAGGAAGAGGAGGAAGAGGAGGAUUACGAAGAGGAAGACGAAGAUGAAGAUAAAGAUAAAGGAGACGAGAAAGAAAAAGAAAAAAGAAAAGGAAGAUGAAGAUAAAGAUAAAGACAAAGAGGAUCAUACCGACGAAAAGAAAGACGACUCGAAAGAAGUCUCAGAGAAGGAAAAAGAAGAGAAAAAAGAAGAAAAAGAAGACGAAGACGAGGAUAAGGAUGAUGACGACCUCGCAAAAGAAAACACAGACGAAAAAAACGAAAAAGAAAAACAAAAGGAAAAUGAAGACGAAGACGAAGACAAGGACAAAGGUGAUUAUACCGACGAGUACAAGGACGACUCGAAAGAAGACCAAAGCAAAAUUAGAAAUAAACAAAAACCAAAAAAAAAGAGACCAAGCCGAAGAUGAUGAAUUUGACAACAAUGACGAAUUUGAUGAUUUUGAUUCUAGUAAAGAACAAAACACAAAAUUAAGAAAUGUUUAUAGUAAAGAACUGAUGACAAAUGAUAAAAAUAUGGAAUAUGAAAACGACAA
Messenger RNA from Drosophila nasuta, 874 nucleotides. RefSeq names its product kunitz-type serine protease inhibitor mulgin-4-like. The record is from RefSeq and is a predicted model, not a curated record. Gene Ontology annotation, molecular function: serine-type endopeptidase inhibitor activity. NCBI's taxonomy places the organism in Eukaryota, Metazoa, Arthropoda, Insecta, Diptera, Drosophilidae. The coding region runs from base 37 to 438 and encodes 133 amino acids. The transcript is spliced from 2 exons.